Lachancea dasiensis is the source of this 2496-nucleotide messenger RNA. The record is from the annotation of a GenBank genome assembly. Lineage: Eukaryota; Fungi; Ascomycota; Saccharomycetes; Saccharomycetales; Saccharomycetaceae.
AUGGUUAGGAAGCCCAAUAAGCACUUAUCUGGCUCUCGCAAUGGCAAUAAUAAAGAUGUUAAAACCAGCACGGUUGAUAGAAAGCGUUCGCUAGUCGAAGCCGACGAGCCAAGCGAUGAUGAAUUGAUGGUAGAUGGUCUAAUAGACGACGAAGCAGACGAAUCAGAUGGCGAAGACAGUGAAGGAGAGGAAAAUGUGAGCGGGGAUGACGAUAGCGACGGGGAUGAAACAGGUUUAUAUCAGUCUGCUGAGGAAGGAUUAGAUGACGAAGAGCAAGAGGCGGAAAGUGAUGAUCAAGCUCAAGAUUCGGACGAAGAGUUUAACAAACUUCUUGCUGAGGAAGAGCCAGAAACAGGUGACUCAGACGCUAAUGAAUCGCUGGAAUUUUCUGAUAAUGGCGACUCUGCUUCCAUGAUAGAAAAACUUGGUAGCAUCAAGUUGAAUACUAUUCCAGAGGGCAUUCACACGACGUUUUCUGAUGGUAGACCUCGUGUUAUCAAGCCAGAGAUCCAACCUACUUACGACAGCGAUGACAGCGACGUAGAGACCCAGAAUACCAUCGGAAACAUCCCACUGUCUGCUUACGACGAAAUGCCACACAUUGGUUACUCCAUCAACGGUAAGAGAAUAAUGAGGCCAGCCAAGGGCUCGGCUUUGGAUCAGCUGCUGGACACUAUAGACCUUCCAGAAGGUUGGACGGGUCUCGUGGACAAGGACACCGGCGCAAGUCUUAACUUGAGUCAAGAAGAGCUGGAACUUAUAGCGAAGAUUCAGCAAAAUCAAAAAACCGAUGAUUCUGUAGACUCGUUUGAGCCUUACGUGGACUGGUUCACUAGACACACCGAGACUAUGCCCUUAACUGCCGUGCCGGAACCUAAAAGAAGAUUUGUUCCUUCGAAGAACGAGGCCAAAAGAAUUAUGAAGAUCGUAAGAGCUAUUAGGGAGGGCCGUAUCAUUCCUCCCAGUAAACUAAAAGAAAUGAGAGCAGAAGAGGAAGGUGCUCAAGACUAUGAUCUGUGGGGUGCCAGCGACGAGACAAAUGAUCACAUCAUGAACCUAAGGGCGCCAAAACUACCUCCACCAACCAAUGAAGAAAGUUAUAACCCACCUGAGGAGUAUUUGAUGACCAAGGAGGAGGUUGAAGAAUGGAAAAACAUGGAACCAGCUGAAAGGGAAAAGAAUUUUGUACCUCAAAAGUAUGGAGCCCUGCGGAAGGUUCCAGGUUAUUCUGAAUCUGUUCGUGAAAAGUUUGAAAGAUCUUUAGACUUGUACCUUGCCCCCAGAGUUCGCAAGAACAAGUUAAACAUUGAUCCAGAAUCUCUAAUUCCGGAACUGCCAUCUCCGAAGGACUUGCGUCCUUUCCCAACUCGGUGCUCUACGGUGUACAGGGGUCAUGAAGGCAAGAUCAGAACUCUUUCGAUCGAUAAUAGUGGCCUAUGGCUUGCUACAGGUUCUGACGACGGUACGGUUAGAGUUUGGGAAAUCUUAACUGGUCGGGAAGUCUACAAAGUCCAGAUUGUUGACAAGAAGGAAAACGCAGACGAUAAUGUCGAGGUCGUUGAAUGGCAUCCAGAACAAGCUAGCGGAAUUCUCGCUGUAGCUGCCGGUGAUAACAUCUACUUAGUAAUCCCUCCCAUCUUUGGGUUUGAAAUCGAAAACCAUGGAAGGACGAUAAUCGAAGACGGAUUUGGUUUUGACACCUUUGGAAAUGUCAAGAAAUCUAACCUCAAUGUCAAUAGUGACGACGAAGAUGCUCAACCAGAAGCUCGAGCGGUGAAGAGCCAAGUGGCUCAAUGGAACAAACCUUCGCAGAAACAGGCUGAGCGGGAUAUUGCGGUCGUUAUUACCUGUAAACACACGGUGAAAAAGCUCUCAUGGCAUAGAAAAGGUGACUACUUUGUUACUGUUCAGCCUAAAUCCGGUCAUACAUCUGUGCUAAUCCAUCAACUAUCUAAGCACCUUUCGCAGUCGCCUUUCAAGAAAUCCAAGGGGAUUGUAAUGGAUGCCAAGUUUCAUCCUUUCAAACCACAGUUGUUCGUGUGUUCUCAGAGAUAUGUCAGGAUUUACGAUUUGUCGCAACAGAUUUUGGUGAAGAAAUUGAUGCCUGGUGCUCGUUGGCUAUCGACCAUCGAUAUUCACCCAAGAGGUGAUAAUUUGCUUGCAUCAUCCUUUGACAAGCGUGUCCUGUGGCACGAUUUGGAUCUAGCGAGUACACCAUACAAGACCUUGAGAUACCAUGAAAUGGCCGUUAGAAGCGUCACAUUUCACAAGAGACUUCCUCUUUUCUGUUCGGCUUCCGAUGAUAGCGUUAUCCACGUUUUCCAUGCCACUGUUUACGAUGAUAUGCUAAAGAAUCCGCUAUUAGUGCCACUAAAGAAAUUGGAAGGUCAUAAAACAUCCAACAGCUUAGGUGUACUUGGUCUAGCUUGGCACCCUCGUGAAGCUUGGUUGUUUUCUGCUGGCGCUGACAAUACAGCCCGCCUAUGGACCAGUUGA